CCCAUUUUCAGCUUCUUCUUCUUCUUCUUCAAAUUCUCUGUAAUUUUUCUCUCUCGUUCGCCAUGGAUCCCGUCAAUGCAUGGGGCAACACUCCUCUUGAAGCUGUCGACCCUGAGAUCUUCGAUCUAAUCGAGAAGGAGAAGCGUCGACAAUGCCGUGGAAUCGAGCUUAUUGCCUCUGAGAAUUUCACUUCCUUCGCUGUCAUCGAGGCCCUCGGUAGCGCCUUGACCAACAAAUACUCCGAGGGCAUGCCGGGUAACCGAUACUAUGGUGGCAACGAGUUCAUCGACGAGAUCGAGAAUCUCUGCCGUUCUAGAGCCCUCCAGGCCUUCCAUGUCGAUCCUGCCAAAUGGGGCGUAAAUGUCCAGCCCUACUCUGGUUCUCCGGCGAAUUUCGCUGCCUACACGGCGUUGCUUCAGCCGCAUGACCGUAUUAUGGGGCUGGAUCUUCCUUCUGGUGGCCAUUUGACGCAUGGUUACUACACUUCCGGUGGGAAGAAGAUCUCUGCUACCUCGAUUUACUUCGAGAGUUUGCCUUACAAGGUUAAUUCCUCCACUGGAUAUAUUGAUUACGAGAAGUUGGAGGAGAAGGCUUUGGAUUUCAGGCCGAAGCUGAUUAUCUGUGGUGGCAGUGCAUACCCUAGGGACUGGGAUUACGCCAAAUUCAGAGCAAUUGCCGACAAAUGUGGUGCCCUUCUGCUUUGUGAUAUGGCUCACAUUAGUGGUCUCGUUGCUGCUCAGGAAGCUGCAAACCCGUUCGAGUAUUGUGACGUUGUCACGACCACAACUCACAAGAGUUUGAGGGGUCCGAGGGCUGGUAUGAUCUUCUAUAGGAAGGGUCCAAAGCCACCAAAGAAGGGUCAGCCUGAGGAUGCUGUUUAUGACUUCGAAGACAAGAUCAACUUCUCUGUCUUCCCUGCCCUUCAAGGUGGCCCUCACAAUCACCAAAUUGGUGCUUUAGCUGUUGCCUUGAAGCAGGCUAUGGCCCCCGGGUUCAAGGUCUAUGCAAAACAAGUUAAGGCCAAUGCUGUAGCCCUUGGAAAUUACCUGAUGAGCAAGGGCUACAAGCUUGUCACUGGCGGAACUGAGAACCACCUCGUUCUCUGGGAUCUUCGUCCUCUAGGAUUGACUGGCAACAAGGUUGAAAAGCUUUGCGACCUGUGCAACAUUACUGUAAACAAGAACGCCGUGUUCGGCGACAGCAGUGCAUUGGCUCCCGGAGGUGUUCGGAUCGGUGCACCUGCCAUGACAUCGAGAGGUUUGGUCGAGAAAGACUUCGAACAGAUCGCAGAGUUCCUUCACCGUGCUAUAACCAUCACCUUGAACAUCCAGAAGGAAUAUGGAAAGCUGUUGAAGGACUUCAACAAGGGUCUGGUAAACAACAAGGAAAUCGAAGAGCUCAAGGCCGACGUUGAGAAAUUCUCUGCCUCAUUCGACAUGCCCGGUUUCCUCAUGUCCGAGAUGAAGUACAAGGACUAGAAAGCAAACAACAACAACAAGAUCUAAAGUUUUGGGUGUUUGUCGAAUCUUUAAAAUCGUUCACUUCUAAAGCUGAAAAGGUAAAAAAGAAAAGAUUGCUUUUAGUUUAUUAUCUUUUAUUUUUCCAGCAAGAUGUAGACUUACAUUUUCCUUCGCUAAUGUUUAUUCGCAAGUUUAAUGCUAAGAAAAGAAGUUUUGGGCUUGAUAGAGAAGCCCAAUUUCAAAUUUGUAAGCUCCAAGGCCCAUAUCAGAACAAGACUUUGGGCCACCACGGCCCAUAUUUUUUGCAA
This is a messenger RNA of Cucurbita pepo subsp. pepo (vegetable marrow), 1768 nucleotides long. Its product is annotated as serine hydroxymethyltransferase 4. NCBI's taxonomy places the organism in Eukaryota, Viridiplantae, Streptophyta, Magnoliopsida, Cucurbitales, Cucurbitaceae. Gene Ontology annotation, molecular function: pyridoxal phosphate binding; glycine hydroxymethyltransferase activity. Gene Ontology annotation, biological process: tetrahydrofolate interconversion. The record is from RefSeq and is a predicted model, not a curated record. Gene Ontology annotation, cellular component: cytoplasm; mitochondrion.